UCCUCAUCCUUCUCAUCAGUCGCUAUUGCCUUCUCUCUCUGCAACUGACCUCCAGGCCAGCACUCGUCCUUCACUCAGAAUGUCUUUGCCCAACUCAGAGAACGCCUCCACCCUGGAGAACGCCAUGCAGCUCAUGAUCCAGACCUUCCACAAGUACUCUGGAAACGAGGGUGACAAAUAUACACUGAGCAGGGCUGAGCUCAAAGAGAUGCUUACCACAGAGCUCGGCAGCUACCUGGGGAACGCCCAGGAUAAGGAAGCAGUGGAUAAGGUGAUGGGAGACCUGGAUUCCAACAACGACGGGGAGGUAGAUUUCACCGAGUUCAUCAUACUGGUCGGAGCUCUUACUGUGGCCUGUAACGACUUCUUCCUGGAGUACAACGACAAGCCAGAGAAGAAGAAGUGAACAUGCCCUUGGGACAAAGCUGUCCACUCUACAUAAGCUCCAGGGAGGAAACACUUAAGACGGGGGAGAAGCCCCGCAAAGGACAUCCUGUCAUGGACUUUACGUGCACAAAUACACAAACACACACGCAUACAUGUCUUAAUGUCAUUUCAGUGGUACAUGUUGUGUGUUUGUGUAUUUGUCUGCAAUGUCCAAUCAAUCCAUUACAAACUGUAUUUAUUGCUAUGUGAAAAGUUUAAGUCAGUUUCAGCACAUGUCGAGGCGUUGAAUAUGUGAAUGUACCUCUUGUUCUUUUUCUUUUCAUGCGUUUUGUAAAACAUUCAAGUUGAGGAAUUUCUCCCUGGAAAAGAAUAAAUGUGACCUUUA
Molecule: messenger RNA, 772 nt
Organism: Larimichthys crocea (large yellow croaker)
Lineage: Eukaryota; Metazoa; Chordata; Actinopteri; Sciaenidae
Gene: s100t
Product: S100 calcium binding protein T
Exons: 3
Coding region: 80-406 (108 amino acids)
Cellular component (GO): cytoplasm
Molecular function (GO): calcium ion binding; calcium-dependent protein binding; transition metal ion binding
Source: RefSeq, a predicted model, not a curated record